This is a messenger RNA of Pyricularia oryzae 70-15, 1343 nucleotides long. RefSeq lists its product as uncharacterized. The record is from RefSeq and is a predicted model, not a curated record. The transcript has a single exon. Bases 207 to 1343 code for a protein of 378 amino acids. NCBI's taxonomy places the organism in Eukaryota, Fungi, Ascomycota, Sordariomycetes, Magnaporthales, Pyriculariaceae.
CUUCAUCUGCCUUCAUCCAGUCUAUUCGUGGUCGAUGAGGGGUAUCUCGGCAGAUCCGGGAAUAUCAUGGCUUUUGAAGGAUCGCUCUGCCUUGUGGAUGCUUGCUUCUAAACUUCUAAACCUGUGCCUCUUGAUAUCUUGAACCUGGCGCAACCAUCAAGCGUCGUUUUGCUAGUCUGCUCAACCUUGGCUCUGGCUUCUUCUGUAUGCGUGCGUUGUUGCCGAAAACAAGAUCCCUUUUGCUUCCUUCUUCUUGUCUAGAGAGUAUAAAAACUAGAGAGUUAAAAAUGGUGUCGACCGUGCAGUAUCACAACACAACACAGGCACCACGCCCAGCGACCGUCAUCCCCGCGCACGUACAACCACUGCAAAAGAGAGCCUACAUACCAUACCCGACGUUCCUCCUCCACGGCGGCAGCGACUCGAGCACCAGCCACGAUGACGAUUUGCCAUGGAUCCUGAUAUCGACGUCGGCAUCGGAGGCGCCCCGUCCGUCGGCGCACCCCAGGUCGAGGCAGCACGCACGGCCGGGCCCCCCGCCACCACAAGCACAGCGGGGCCCCCCGCCACCACAAGCACAGCGGCCACCGCAGGCCACCGGUCCCAUGCGCUACUCCUCGCAGACGUUCCACGAGCACAGGAGGCUUUCGAGGAAGCCAAUGUCGGCCGACCUGCACUCCCUGUACAGCCUGCACAGUGACGAGGGCAGCACGAGCGGGGCCAGCGACGUGCAGCGCGCGGAUAGCCUCAGCGGCGCGAGCAGAACCAGCAGCAGCAGCAGCGGCGGCUGCUCCAGGAGCGACAGCAACAGCAGCUCCAGGACCAACAGCAGCUGCUACAGCAACGAGAGCGUCGCCGGCAGCAGCCGCAGCGGGAGCUCCAUCGACUCGCUGCCGUCGCAACAGGGGCGGAGGCGGGAGUGGCGCAACUCGCUACCGCUACAGCAGGACGGCAGGCGGGAAUACUCGGAGUGGCACGGUUCGCUGCCGCCGCCACGCCAGGCGCAGGUGCGGCAACACCCGGACCCGCUGCGCGACACGCUGGCCAGGACGCAUUCGCUCGAGAUGCGAGGCAGCUUCUACGAGAGGCGCGCGGCGAGCAGGAUGCUGGACGAGUCGCCGCCGCCCACGCCGCCCGAGAGGAGCGUCGCCAGAGGCGUCACGUACAUGCACACGCCGCCCGAGAUGUCGCCCAGGGGAAUCCUGAGGUUCUCGUCGUCGCAGAGGCCCAGCAGGAAGAGGGUGUCGUUCAAGAGGGAGCCGGAACUGGAGGAGUCGAUAGGGUUGCACGAGCGGAGCUCUUCCGAGUGGGAGGUGUUGGAAGAGCCCUUGUGGGCCAUGUGA